AUAAAUAAAAAAUUGAAUUUGUAACUCAAGAGGAUGCCUACACACACACACACACACACACACACACACACACACACACACACAGCGCCUAACGCGCGCGAGAGUCAUUACCCCAUCGGUAAUGACUCUCAUAUCAUUACUCAGUAUGGCUCACGCAAAACGGAUAGUCUACGGGUGAUUCACGGGACGUUUUUGGAAUGAGUAGUACUCGACGUCUGGAGGGAGAGGAGACUUUUUCCGAAAACGAAUGGGAACGUUCGGUUGUUAUAAGGAGAGGCGAGUACACUUGAAUAUAAAGACUAACCCUGAAACUAACCUGACCAGUUUAGUUUCGAGCGUUCAGGCCGAAUGAGCACGUUUAUCCAAUUCCUAAUAAAACUACAACUACUUCUAAGCUAACAUGGACGAUUUCAAAGGAAUUCAUAUGCACAUAUAUUCUGGUCCGCAACGCUGUCGCUUGCACAAAAUGAAAAUUACUCCGAAUAUUAUCGGUUUGAAGUCACUGGAGCCAUUCGAGCUUUUCAUUAUGGAAAUACCGGAAAAAGAAGAAAAGGAAAAAAGUAAUACAUCUCCAAUGUGGUGUUGUCACUUUAAAGAAGACGCAAGAAUUUUUUUCACUCAGUUUGAAAAAAGAGAACAAGAACUUAAUAUGAAUAAUUUAAAUGAUAGAGAAAUAUUAAAUUCAGUUAAAACUACAACAGUUUAUCCAAUGUGUGAAAUGAACAGGAGCACUGGAAACGUUGUGUCGCACCAAAAGAUUUAUCACGAGUUAAAUAGAAAUCAACUUAUUUUACGAAAAAUAUUUGAAAUAUGCCGUAUAAAAAUGAACAUGUUUCCUUACGCUGAGAUUCUAAGCAUGAACAUAUGCGAAAGCUUUAUAAGUCUGAGACGGAAACGUUAUAAUCGUAUAGCCAUAUUUUAUUAUACUUGGUUAAUAAAUAACGAACGUCAAACAUUUGUAUAUUUGAUAUCUAUAAUAAAUAAGUGUGAUCUAAAAGUCUGUGUAAAGCAAUAUAAAUUCGCUGAAGACAAAAAAAUAUAUAUCAGUAUGCAAAGGAGCGACACAGUAAAUGUGAUAAACAUCAAUCCAUUUUUUUAUAGCACACCGCCAAAAAGAUCUCUAAAGGCAUAUUCUAUGGAUGUUAUUUUAGAGAGGUUAGCAGCGAAAUUAUUGACGAUGGAAGAUUUAGAGAAUCUAAAGUUACCAAGGACCAUAUUUGAAGAAAUGAUAAAAGGAUUGCAAAUAUAUCGUCACUUGCAGUAAUGAUUGUAAUUAUUUUAUUUGAAAUGUAAAAAUGUAAGAAUAAAUGUAAUAAACGAUGAUUUGUUA
Molecule: messenger RNA, 1330 nt
Organism: Odontomachus brunneus
Lineage: Eukaryota; Metazoa; Arthropoda; Insecta; Hymenoptera; Formicidae
Exons: 5
Coding region: 401-1264 (287 amino acids)
Source: RefSeq, a predicted model, not a curated record